This is a messenger RNA of Bufo bufo (common toad), 2290 nucleotides long. RefSeq names its product transmembrane protein 59 like (gene TMEM59L). The transcript is spliced from 8 exons. Lineage: Eukaryota; Metazoa; Chordata; Amphibia; Anura; Bufonidae. The coding region runs from base 44 to 1099 and encodes 351 amino acids. The record is from RefSeq and is a predicted model, not a curated record.
CUCUCUGACAUUGUGCAGCACUCUCCUCUCUGUAUCUCUCCGGAUGAGCAUCUGCUCCUGGUUGCUAUAUAAACCCUGCAGGAUGGGAGCCCCUGAACACUGGAGCUGUGACCUGAGCCUUCUGCUGUCACUCAUAGUCAUAGUGUCUGCUGUCAGUGCAGGGGACCCUUUUGACUCCCAGCUAGGAGACAUCAAUUCCUGCAGCCAACAGUGUCAGCUCACCUUCAAGCUUAAGAGCUCCUCAGAAGAUGAUGUCCUUGGUGCCUGCUACAGAGGAUGCAGACUGUUUUCAAUUUGCCACUUUGUGGAUGUCACUGCUGACCUUAAUACAACUAGAGCUGAAUGCGAGUCAGCGUGUGCUGAAGCCUAUUCUAAAACAGAUGAACAGUACAGUUGUACAACAGGCUGCAGAAAACAACUCACUGAGGUCGAAAGCCAGAAGGAAAAGAUGCUGGAUCUCAGACUUCCCACUACCUUUUCUAUGUUUGACCUGAUCUCUGGCUUCUGCAGUGAUAUUGUGAGUUCAGCUCAGAGCUUCAUCUCAUCUACCUGGACUUUCUACCUGCAGUCUGAUGAUGGGAAGGUUGUGGUAUUCCAGUCACAGCCAGAAGUAGAAUACCCAGUGCUUGAGCUUCAAGCUCCAAGAUCUGAGGUCACUGAUAAGACUUGGCUUUCUUCAAGAUUCAACACCCUGAAACCUCACACAGGUGCACGUGACAAAACUGAGAAGAGUUCAGUUAAGGAGUCUAAAGUGAAGCAUAAGUUACCCCACAUGGAGUCCCCACAGUCAGAACAUGAUUUCCUUGGCUGCAUGUCGAAGCGAUCAGGAUUACCACGUUGGAUUCUGGCUGCAUGUUUGUUCCUGUCCAUAAUGGUGAUGCUCUGGCUCAGCUGUGCCAGCCUUGUAACUGCCCCCGAUCAACAUGUAAAGGCUCAGCCACUGAGCAUAAAUGGAGACAAAGAAUAUCUGGAAGACAUGGAAAAGCCAGAGCCCUUUCCACUGCCUCCUGUGGUAGCUGUUACCAUCUGCCCUACUGAAGAGAGUGAGGAAGCUGGACCACUGCCAGUGAAAGUGGACCUAGAUAAAACCAUAAUCUAAAACAGACUUUUAUAUACCUUUAGUGCUUACGGUGAUUAUAAAACCACAAUGCACUAAAAGGAAUAAUUGUCUCGUUAUACUGGUUUCAUGAACUGUACUCUUUUGCUUCCUUUUGUUGCAAAGCAUCUAGGAUGAUUGAUCUACAGAUAUAGAACCCACCACAAAUGGUCCAAAUCUUGUGGUGUCUGAUGUGGAAAGUAAAAGGUUGCAUUGUUGGUUUCAGUAAUAAUGAUAUUUCUUAUUAAGCUUAAGAGGUUUUCAUGGAUCUAAUUUGCCCAUAAUGUUAUAAAACCAUCUUGUCUGUGUCUUCUGAUGUACGAAGACAAAUCAAUUACAAAGCUGUGCCGUAUGUUAGAUCUUUAAAAUGUUCAUUAUAACAUACAAUACUAUUAAUAAAGAUGUCAGUUACAGCUAAGAGACACGCUCAGGUUGAAUCACAAACACCAUAAACGUCAUGAUAUUUAGCAACCUUAAUUAAACGGUACAUUUGCCUAUGUCUUUGUAUUUCUAUGAAGACACUACUGGUACUGCAUGAAUCUAGUAAUCACUAUUUAUAUGUAUGUUUUUCCUUUUUUACAUGAAGGUAAAGCUGAAAUGCAAAGCAGCUUUCAGAAAGAAAAUGCAUUUUAUAAAAGGGCCCCUUGCCGUAUCAAGUACAUUUUUAAGUACAGUAGAUUGUUACAUGCUUUAUGUAAAGAAGGGUAAUGUCUCCUCUGUUCUUUGAGAUGUGAGAUGUUCUCUAGGCAACUAGCAUUUUAUUACACUUAGAGCUACAGGUAAUUGUUGUUGCAUAUAAUGGUCUAUUUGCUACUGACUGUUGAGUAAUUUUUUAGACUAUGAUAAGAAUGUUUUCUUCUAUUUCCUUGUGUAAGAAUAUCCCCAGGAGUACAGCUGAUUGCAGGGGGUCUGAAUAUAAGCCCCUGACAAUAAAAUAUCACUCUAGUAACUAAUCAUUUUUAAAGUAAGCAUUACACAGGCUGUCUUUGUGAUGCCCAGGUUGUCUGGGUCCUCCAGAGUGAUCUCUGCUGUUUGUAGCAGGUCUUCACUCUAUUACUGUACUUGCAUAUGACUUAAUAGGUCAUGCGAUAAGGUUGCCAAAAAGUAGGCAGCCUCUUCUGUUUCCAUCAAAAUUGUUGAAACUUUAAAACUGAUGUUAUUCUUCAGUUUACAAAAUUUGGGCUGGAUCCUGCA